Molecule: messenger RNA, 990 nt
Organism: Phytophthora nicotianae INRA-310
Lineage: Eukaryota; Oomycota; Peronosporomycetes; Peronosporales; Peronosporaceae
Exons: 5
Coding region: 36-941 (301 amino acids)
Source: RefSeq, a predicted model, not a curated record
CCCGUCGUGGUGCUUUUCUUUUCGUCGCAGUAACGAUGACCGCGCAUGCUAUCGAAUCGAAGCCCCGCAAGGCCAUGAAUCCAGAUAGGCUCCGCAAGUUCAUCGACUCACCAAGUGUUGCGAAUGCCACUCGGAACGUCCCAAUGGCGAUUGUAAAGCGCCAAACGCAAGUCACUUCCUGGAAUGGAGAGCAAUGCGACGUUCGCGCAUUCGAGAAGUUAGCACCAUCAGCACAUGUCAUUCUUGCGAAAGAUCUUCGUUCAUGCGCUAUCGGCAAAGGAAAACCUGUCGCGUUGGUGCCCAGCGGCUUGCAGAUCAACGACGUCACCGUCCUACCGAAGGAUCAACAACUCCAAGAUCAGUUAACAGCCCCGUUGAUGACCAAGAAAGAAACGUUUGCUCACGCUGCGGAGAUCGAACAUCGUGCUGUCCCUGGAUCAGUUAUACUGAAAGAAGGUAUUAUGACUCCACAACAACGACGAGAGAGACUGCACUUCGAGACGGAUCAUCUUCAUGCCAAGCGUGCUCUUCAUCGCGCAGACACGAACGAUCGCAGACUCCACCAGAUCAUCAAGGAGCGACAUUCGACUUGUGAUGUGAUAGGCACACAACAAAAUGCUCCUGAUGCAACAAAAAUUCGUGGAGAAGCCUACAAGCCCGAUUUAUUGAGUCACAACGCAACAGGAGCUUCCGGUCGCGAGUAUCAGAGCAAAAACUGCAAUGCAAAUCCUCGGUUACAGCACCACGACAGGCUAUUCAACGAAACACCACUCGACUGGAACCAGCAAAGAGCCCAAAACUUACGCAAUCAAAGCACUGCAGGACGCUCCUUCAACAUCGUGAAUGGCGGUCGAGUGGAGCAUUUCCCACCGACAAUCCCCGAGAAGCAACAUCAGUGGCAAACGCAUCCUUCGGUGUCCAUUCACCCAUAUACUCGUUAAGAACACAGAAUUUUUCAGACUUUCAGCAUAAUUUCAUUUGCUCGUUCCA